UCUUGUCUUUGUCCAUCUCUCUCUUUCUUCUCAUUUCCUCACAUCUUCCUCUCUCUCCAAAAAAAAAUCAAAGCAAUCCAACAAAAGAAAAAAGAUCUCAUCAUUACAAGUUUCUUUUCUCCAUUAUAUUUACACACACACUUCUCCUCCCUUUUAAUCAUAUAGCCCACACCAAGAGAGGAAAACAUUAAAAAACCACCAAAAACUCCCUCAGAUUCACCAAAAUGGAUAUUGCUAGUAAUAACAAAGCAAUAAAGCUAAAAGUUAGGGACCAACUUCUUCAAGGCCACGAGAUGACCACUAAGGUUCAGCAACUCCUCUCUCAAGACGGGUCGGAUUUGGGUCCAGCGAAGGAUCUCGUGGAGAAAAUAUUGGGGUCUUUCAAUGACAUAAUCUCUGCUCUUGAUUCCUUCGAACCCAUCUCCCCGUCUGCUCUAGUCACAGCCGUCGAAGGCUCUCAAAAUGCUUCCUGCGACAACGACGGCAAGCUUGAGGAUUCUGGCGAUAGUCAUAAAAAAUUGGGACCAGUUAAGGGUAAAAGAGGAUGCUACAAGAGAAAAAGUUACUUUAGGUGCACACACAAAUACACUCAAGGGUGCAAGGCAACAAAGCAAGUGCAGAAGCUAGAGUCUGAGCCCAGGAUGUUCAGCAUCACAUACAUCGGAAACCACACGUGUAAUACCAACGAAGUAACACCCAAAAUCAAGCCUUGUAUUCAUCACGAUGAGAUCAUCACGGAUUCUGAAGAGAUCCAGAGUCCUAGUUUGAUGACCUCGAUGAAGGAAGAGGAAGAAAAUCACCAUCAUGGUUCGUCAACGGAGAGUGACUUGCAAUUGGUGUGGCAGGAAAUGUUGGUCUUUGAAGAGGAACACCAUCAUCAUCAUGAGGCUGUUUACGGUUGUGGUGAAACUAGUACAUCUAUCAAUGGUUUGGAUUCCGCGGAUCUGUGGAGUUGGCAGCAGUUUUCGGUUUAGCCAAAAUGAGCAGCUCUCUUAUUUCAAAAGAUGUUCGAAUCUAGCUUGAUUUUUACAUUAUUAUAGAAUGGAAAAUCUAUAUUUUGUCAUCUUAUUUAGAGAAUUAAUCAUCCGGCUAAUAGAAUGGAACAUACAUAUAUAAGGUUAUCUUAAAUGAGCCUAUUGUACAUAUGUUAGAAUAUUGUAAUGAUACUCUUGUUGGAUUAAGUAUAAAGUCUCUUCUCUUA
Molecule: messenger RNA, 1201 nt
Organism: Brassica rapa (field mustard)
Lineage: Eukaryota; Viridiplantae; Streptophyta; Magnoliopsida; Brassicales; Brassicaceae
Gene: WRKY70
Product: probable WRKY transcription factor 70
Biological process (GO): regulation of DNA-templated transcription
Molecular function (GO): DNA-binding transcription factor activity; sequence-specific DNA binding
Source: RefSeq, a predicted model, not a curated record